Messenger RNA from Haemonchus placei, 597 nucleotides. NCBI's taxonomy places the organism in Eukaryota, Metazoa, Nematoda, Chromadorea, Rhabditida, Trichostrongylidae. The record is from the annotation of a GenBank genome assembly.
AUGGUCGAAGACUGGCACUUGUACGUUUUCAGUACCGCGCUGGCCUACUUCUCAGCAACGUUCCUGAUUAACCUCUGCGGAAAGACAAAGGCCAAGGAAAGCGCAAAAGGAUCACCUCCUGCAGCUGGUAACACACCAGGACAACCAACACCAGCAGCACCGACACCACAACCACCCCCACCAGGAGUUCCACCGCCGCAAGCGCCAAACCCUCCUGCAGCGGGAGGGGUAGCAGGAACGUACGAUCCGAACUACCAGACGCUGGCUAACAUCCAAGGAGAUGUGUUCGGAGCUGACAAGAAAGCUGCCGCUGCUCCAGCUGCAGGUGCCCCUGGAGGCGGUGGAGCGCCUGAGAUCAAACCUGGAGCGGGCGGGAUGGCAGGUACCUACGACCCGAACUAUCAGACGUUAGCCGGUAUCGGUGGCGACGUAUUUGGAGCUGAUAAGAAAGCUGCAGCAGCCCCUGCAGGUGGAGGUGCAGCACCGCCGCCGCAAAUCAAACCUGGAGCCGGAGGAAUGGCAGGAACCUAUGAUCCCAACUAUCAAACACUUGCUAAUAUGAAUGCUGACGUUUUCGGAAAAGACAAGAAAGCAUGA